This is a messenger RNA of Rhodamnia argentea, 1146 nucleotides long. Its product is annotated as RING-H2 finger protein ATL22-like. The coding region runs from base 19 to 1146 and encodes 375 amino acids. NCBI's taxonomy places the organism in Eukaryota, Viridiplantae, Streptophyta, Magnoliopsida, Myrtales, Myrtaceae. The record is from RefSeq and is a predicted model, not a curated record. Gene Ontology annotation, molecular function: polysaccharide binding. The transcript is spliced from 2 exons.
CUAUGCUAUCCGACUGUGAUGGCUUCCUCCGCCAUCUUCUUCUUCUCUUUCUUCCUCGGCCUCUCUCUCCGUGUAUCCGCUAAUAACCUUGACGAUUUGUGUCCGGUGAGAUUUUGCAGUACCCUUGGACCUGAAAUCCGCUUCCCUUUCCGAGCAAGCGACUUCCACCCCGAGCGAUGCGGCUAUCCGGGCUUCGAUCUCUCGUGCAACGUCCGAGGCCAAGCGGUCCUCCAAUUGCCUAACUCGCAAGACUUUGUCGUCGACCUCAUUGACUAUAAGAAACAAUACAUCGUGCUCAGGGACCCGGGCAACUGCUUGGCGAAGCGGCUUCAAAACUCGACGUUCUCGAGCUCGGUUUUCGUGGCGCAAGAGCAUGGGAACUUCAUGUUUGCGGAUUGCUCGAUUGAUCUGUCAGAUUUCGGGAUCGAACGGGUGGACUGCCUCAGCGAUGAAAACCACACGGUACAUAUUGCUGUUGCCGGUUCAUUCACUUGGUACUUCUCGGUGUUCCGAUGUCGUACCUGGACAGUGUCGGUUCCGGUGGCCUGGCAAUAUCCCACGGACGUAACCGAGAGUGUUUUCCUGACGUGGGAUUUCCCGAAUUGUAGAUCGUGCGAGAAAAGUGGUGGGAAGUGCGGGUUCAAGGGUUCUGCGGGCUCCGAUGUCGGAUGCUUCGGUAAACCUGGGCUUUCAAAGCGUGCCAAGUUGGGGAUACUCCUCGGCCUCGUGUUGCCCUCGCUUCUUUGCAUUUCCGGACUCGCGUUCUACCUAAGCUCGCGCGCUCGAGUCUCCGAGCAUCGCGAUCCUCUCAAUCAACCUCCUAACGGCAACGACCGCGAAAAUGACGUGGCAGACAUCACAUCUCCUUCGAGCCCCUCGAGAGAAACUCGACAUGCCUCCAAUAGUGUCACGGGCAUCGAUUCAGCCACGAUAGAAUCUUAUCCAAAGAUUCGAAUCGAUGACGAUGGACAAGUGCCCAGGCCGAACGACAACGUUUGCACAAUAUGCUUGUCGGAGUACCAGCCCAAGGAAAUGCUCCGGACCAUCCCCAAGUGUGGACACUACUUCCAUGCACAGUGCAUCGAUUUGUGGCUCAGGCGGAGUGCUUCUUGCCCGUUGUGCCGUGAUCACAAGGGGCACAUGUAA